Molecule: messenger RNA, 1629 nt
Organism: Clonostachys solani
Lineage: Eukaryota; Fungi; Ascomycota; Sordariomycetes; Hypocreales; Bionectriaceae
Source: the annotation of a GenBank genome assembly
AUGGAUGAGAAUCAUAAAGAAAAGUCGGAGCUGCAGGCCAACGUUCGCCAAGCUUCCGUCGACGUUGGGGUACAUCAGUCCCAACCACACCAUGCUCAAACCAAGCGUGGGCUCAAAUCUCGCCAUGCCCAGAUGAUUGCUCUGGGCGGCACAAUCGGCACUGGUCUCUUUGUAGGCUCAAGCCAGGGUCUUCGCAUGGGGGGACCGGUGUUUCUCUUAGCUGCUUACUGCUUGAUUACAUUCUUGGUUUUCGGCAUCGUUACGGCUACUACCGAGCUAAGCUCCUAUCUUCCGGUUCCCGGUUCCUCGGUUUCAUACUAUGGCAGUCGUUUCGUCUCUCCAAGUGUCGGUUUUGCCCUCGGCUGGAUGUACUGGUACAUCUUCGCUAUUACUGUACCCAACGAUAUUACAGCGGCAAGUUUGGUGGUUCAAUAUUGGAAUCCGCCUGUUCACCCUGCAGUUUGGAUCACGGCGUUUAUGAUCCUCAUCAUCGCCUUGAACUGUUUCCCCGUCUCGGUGUUUGGGGAGUCUGAAUUUUGGUUUGCAUCGCUUAAAGUCUUUGGGAUAGUUGGGUUGAUCUUCAUGGCCCUCGUUCUUGUAUGUGGCGGGGGGCCGAAAGGGGACGCUCUUGGGUUCCGCUAUUGGACACAGCCUGGUCCCGUCAAUGAGUACCUCGUUUCUGGCGACUCUGGGCGCCUGGUGGCUUUUAUCUCUACCACGACAUUUUCGGUCUUCGCUUUUGCUUUCGCACCAGAGCUCCUCGUGGUCACUGCGGGUGAGAUGGAGAGACCUCGCCAGAAUCUUCCAAGGGCAGGGAAACGUUACUUCUAUCGGCUUGUUCUAUUCUAUAUUUUGGGUGCGUUUUUCAAUGGUCUGAUUGUCCCUAGCAAUCACCCAGAACUCCUGGGAGGUACUUCGGGAGCUGGAGCUUCGCCAUGGGCUAUUGGUGCGAGAGAUGCCGGUAUCAAAGGCCUGGACUCCGUCAUCAACGCCGUCAUUCUUACCUCGUCAUGUUCCGCGGGCAGCUCGUAUCUCUACCUGGCAAGCAGGACUCUUCAUUCAAUGGCCUUGACUGGCAUUGCUCCAGCAUUCUUGAAGAAGUGCACGAAAUCCGGGAUCCCAUACAUGUCGGUCAUGGUGAAUUCCUCGUUUUGUUUGCUAGCUUUUUUGAAUGUUUCGGCGUCUGGGAAGACUGUCUUCAAUUGGUUUGCCAAUCUCAUCAACACGGGAGCUUUCAUCAGCUGGAUCAGUAUUUGCUUCAUCUACCUUCGCUUCAGGAAGGCGACGGAUGUUCAACGCGUGGAGGAGCUACCAUAUCGCUCUUCCUUCCAGCCCAUUAUGUCGUAUGUAUGCGGAGUCAUCCUGACGUUGCUCAUGCUAGUGAAUGGGUUCACCAACUUCAUUGCUGGGAACUGGGACACAUCUAAUUUCAUCACUGCGUACAUUGGGAUUCCCAUUUGUUUGAUAUUCUACGUUGGUCAUAAGGUCUCAAAAGGCCGUAAUGAUCCCUGGAUGUGUGCUGCGGAGGAAGUAGAUCUUGUUACAGGCCUGGCUGAGAUUUUGGCGGGUGAGACUCCUUCCCCGACGAAAAAGGGUUGGAAGAACUGGUGGCGAGUUCUUUUCGAGUAG